GGCGCUUGCUUAGCCCGCGCGCGCACACACACACUCGCACACUCACACACUCACACACACAUACGCGAGCUCAGCAGCACUGCCAUUCCCAGACACUCCUCGCAGGAUCUGCAGAGGGGCAGGAAGAGAGCCGGUAGAAGCCUCUGCCUUCCCCGCCCGGGUCCUGGAAGGUGCCCACCCCCCGGCACAACGCGCUGUACAACCCUGGAGACAAGUGCUUGGUAAAGGCAGAAGAGCUAUAGAAACUAUAUAUGUGUCCCCCUGCCGACUGAGGAAGUGGUGGAUGCUGGGCAUCCAGCUGGGUCCCCUGUCGCUGUGGUCUCUGGUGAAGUGUCUUCCACUGAGGUGUGCUGGCCAUGGGCAACCUCAUAAAGGUAUUGGGCAAAGAUUUCGAAAACUGUCCCCAUUUUUUCCUGGAUUUUGAAAAUGCACAACCCACAGAAGCGGAGACAGCUGUGUGGAACCAGGUCAGCGCUGUCCUGGAGGAAGCCCAGGGCAUCUUGGCAGAACUGCAGUCCUAUACAGGAGCUGGCCAGGAGAUUCGUGAGGCCAUCCAAAACCCAACGGACCUCCCACUCCAGGAGAAGGCGUGGAACGCAGUGUGCCCACUUGUGGUCAAGCUCAAACGCUUCUAUGAAUUCUCCCUUCGAUUGGAGAACGCCUUGAGGAGCCUCCUAGAAGCCCUCACCAGCCCACCCUACGCUCCAACGCAGCACCUAGAGAGGGAACAAGCCCUUGCCAAGCAGUUUGCCGAAAUCCUACACUUCACACUCAGUUUUGAUGAGCUCAAGAUGACAAACCCUGCCAUUCAGAAUGACUUCAGUUACUACAGACGGACCAUCAGCCGAAACCGUAUUAAUAACUUGCAGCUGGAUGCUGAGAGUGAAGUCAACAAUGAAAUGGCCAACCGAAUGUCUCUCUUCUACGCAGAAGCAACCCCCAUGCUCAAAACCCUAAGCAAUGCAACCACCAAGUUUGUAUCUGAGAACAAGACGCUCCCCAUUGAGGACACUACAGAUUGUCUGAGCACCAUGGCCUGUGUCUGCCGGGUGAUGUUGGAGACACCAGAGUAUAGGAGCCGGUUCACCAACACUGAGACUCUGCUGUUCUGUAUGCGUGUCAUGGUGGGCGUCAUCAUCCUCUACGACCACGUGCACCCAGUGGGGGCCUUUGCCAAGACAUCCAAAAUUGACAUGAAGGGUUGUAUUAAAGUUCUAAAAGAUCAACCUUCCAACAGCACCGAGGGGCUUCUGAAUGCACUGAGGUACACCACCAGGCACCUGAAUGAUGACACCACCUCCAAGCAGGUCCGGGCCCUGCUUCAGUGAGACGCUUGUGGUGAAUAGGGUCCUGACUCCAAAGCCCUGGGCUCCACCUUGAACUUCAGCUGAGUUUUAGUGUUGCCAUAAUGUGAAUAUUAAAAAACCAUGACCAUAUUUCUCAUUUUAUAAAGGGAAAAGUUUAAAAAAACAAACUCAAAGACAGUUCCUCCCCCCCCACCUCCAGCUUCUCUUGAUCACCUCCCAUCCUGCCUGUCUCCCCCAUUCCUGAUCCCGUUGAACUCCAGGGGUGGGCAGCCGGCCCCCACCCCUUUUUCCCAUGAAGAUGAUAUGACUAGUUUAUGCCUGCCUUUCCAGGAAACUGAGAUAAGGUUGUCUGCCAGCUUCCACUUGGCCUUUCCCAGUUCUUCCUGUACCCAUGAUGGUGAUUCCCGUGUUAGAGAAGGUCUGGGUACUCUCUCAAAUUUGGACUGGUACUGUUCGGGCCCUGGGCACUGGACCUAGCAGGACUCAGGCCUUGAGCCUUUGGGACUCUUCUCUGGGCUUGAGUUGAAGUGUUUGUGGGAGGGAAAAAAGUCUUCCGUAUUAAGACCAUGAGAUAUUUAUGUAAAUAAGGUAUGGGAUACCUCGAGGGGGGGUUGACCUAAAGACAAUAAACAAGUUUGUCUUCAAAAACCCCCACUGGGCCUCCAGGGGAAAUGGUUCAGCUACAUCUUUUAGAUUUUUAAUAUAAACUAUUAAAAUCACUCACCUGUUGUUUUGUACAUUUUUGUGUGAAAUAAAAUGACGUUUAAUCUGUU
This is a messenger RNA of Dromiciops gliroides (monito del monte), 2080 nucleotides long. RefSeq names its product CYFIP-related Rac1 interactor A-like. Gene Ontology annotation, biological process: regulation of actin filament polymerization. The record is from RefSeq and is a predicted model, not a curated record. The coding region runs from base 357 to 1328 and encodes 323 amino acids. NCBI's taxonomy places the organism in Eukaryota, Metazoa, Chordata, Mammalia, Microbiotheria, Microbiotheriidae. Gene Ontology annotation, molecular function: small GTPase binding. The transcript is spliced from 13 exons.